AUUUGUUCCCAUCCAAUACCUCUCGUUUUCUUCUUCAUCUUGGUUCAACUCGAUUCACUCGUGGUUGUCACUUAUAUCAUCUCAGCCAAACAGUGGUACUAUUACCGGGUGCCUGAAGAUAUCCAAACAAAUCAACAAGCACAGUCAGUCAUCAUGGGUGUCGGCACAUUCUUUCACUACUUCGGCACAGUGCUGCUGCUUGCUGCCACUGCACUCCUUAUCGUCGUGUCGGUUACCUCGCCGGUGGUCAACAACCUCUCUAUUCUGAAGAUCGACUUCAGUGGCAGCAGCACUGUAGACAGAAUAACAUAUGGCACGUUUGGGUACUGUAUCAUCAACUCAAAUGGAAAAGAUGAUUGUACUAGCGCCCACGUUGGCUACGAUGCUACCGGCGCCAUCACACGGGUCACCCAGCUCACCUUCUCCAACAACGACCGUGAUGCCGCCAGAGUCCUUACCAGAGUGCUGAUUUUGCACCCCAUCGCUGCUGGUCUUACCUUCUUGGCCUUUUUGCUCUGCCUGGGCACCAGCUUCCUCGGUUCUUUUGUCGCCUCCCUCUUCUCCGCCCUGGCCUUUAUCGCCACAGUCAUCGCCAUGGCAUGUGAUUUUGCCGGCUUCGAGAUCAUCAAGCACGCCGUCAACACCAGGGGCCCCAACAACAUCGAUGCCCGCUGGGGUCCUGCUGUUUGGUGCAUUCUCGCCGCUGCCGCUUUGACCCUCGUUGCAACUAUUCUGGUAUUCGUUACCUGCUGUGCUGGUCGUGUUAAGAAGAACCGCACCCGCCGCGGCAAGACCGACUACUAAGAAGGAAUGCCUUUCCAUUAUCUCUACGAAAAGAAAGAAAACUCCUGCGGGUUCUACUCAGCAAUUAUUAUGGUAGCGAUUUCCGAUCUGUCAUGAAGAAUAAACUCAAAGAGAAAAAAGAAUGAAGAUAUGAAUGGAGAAGAACAUACAGCAAAGAAUGUUUUAGUGCUUGGUUUGUGCGCGCAAGGGGGAGGAUCUCGAUCAUGAUACCACAACAGGGGCACGUUAGUUUGGGGGUUGAUCGUGCUGGGACCUGAAUGAAUGUCUCUUUAUAUAUUUAGUGCUUAAUAUUGUAACGCCCAAUCGUUUUAUGAUGAAUUUAAAUACUAGUGGAUUAAGUCUGCAAUACAUUUAUCACUUAUC
Trichoderma virens Gv29-8 is the source of this 1167-nucleotide messenger RNA. RefSeq lists its product as uncharacterized. The coding region runs from base 154 to 804 and encodes 216 amino acids. Gene Ontology annotation, cellular component: plasma membrane; growing cell tip; cell division site. The record is from RefSeq and is a predicted model, not a curated record. The transcript is spliced from 2 exons. NCBI's taxonomy places the organism in Eukaryota, Fungi, Ascomycota, Sordariomycetes, Hypocreales, Hypocreaceae.